ACUCUUGCACCCUCCAAACACCACUUCCCUCUCAACACCUCCUCCCUGCACAUUGACGCACUCUGUGCGGAGCAAGCAAGAGAGCCAACGAGCUCAAGCUCCUCUCGGCUCAGAAUCCUGGAGCUCCUCUCCUCUCAACCUCCGAGCGUCAGUUCGUUUCUCUCUUCCUCGCAUCCUGCCUUUGGUUUCCAUCUCCCACGCAGGAAGCUCAAGCCGAAGUUGAAGAAGCCGAAUCAACCCCGCUUGUACAGGGUUCGCGUCUGCUCGUUUCUCCUCCCUUUCUCCCUCCUCCCUGCCUCCCUCUUCCUCCUCCUGGCGUGGCCUCCGCUCUGCUGCGAGCAGGGUUUUAGAUCGUCUCCCAGAGAGGAGGUAGAGGGGCGCCAGCACACUCACUCACUGCCUUCAUAACGCUCUGCACUUGCGCCGGCGACAGGCAGGUGGUUUUGUGGGUGACGACCGUCGUCAUCAGCUUCUAUUUUGCUCAAGGAGAUUUGGAGCAUUUGCAUCGCAGUCAAGUGAAGUGAACAGAAGAGCAGUGGGCCGAGUUUUGAAUGAGUGCGUUCUUUGGCUCACAGGAGUAUCUGGCACACGUUCAAUGUGUUAUUCGGUUAUGAUCGUCUGCUUUCCGGGAUCCCGUUAAGAUUUUAUUCACCGGCUUGCGGAUACACAAGCUUUUGUACAGGAGAAUCUGCUCGGUUCAGGAUGCUCGUCAUUUAGAUCUUCUACCCAUUUGGACAUUUCCGGAUUUUCCUUUUCUCCGAGCACGACCACCAACAGCAGCGCCUGGUCAUCUCCGGCGACAACCAUCUUCUUCGUCGUUUACUCGUUCACUCUUACCCCAUAGGUACUGGCGGCAAGUCUGACUCAGAAUCAAGGUCCGAGUUCUUUGAAAAUCGCUGAAAAUUGGUCUUUCUUUCUUCAAUUAGUGCUUCUAGACGGUGAAGCUUAUUUAGCAAGCGCACCACCUUCUCCCGGACACCAACGUCUAUAUUGCGUCUAUCCGGGGGGUUUGAAUAGGCACAAUUUGCCAAAAGAAAGAAGGUUCGGAAUGAGCUGCAACGGCUGUCGGGUACUUCGCAAAGGGUGCAGUGAGAGCUGUAUUCUGAGACCAUGCCUGCAAUGGAUUGAUACGCCGGACUCGCAAGGCCACGCCACUGUCUUCGUCGCGAAAUUUUUCGGCCGAUCUGGGCUUAUGGGAUUCAUCAGCGCAGUACCGCCGAGCCAGAGACCCAAUGUUUUCCAGUCCCUUUUAUACGAAGCUUGCGGGCGCACAGUGAAUCCGGUGUUCGGCGCCGUGGGGUUAUUGUGGGCUGGGAAAUGGGAUGUGUGCCAGGCUGCAGUGGAGACGGUGCUGAAAGGGGGCUCGCUGAGACCUCCAUCGCCCACAGCUAUGGAGGUGAACAGCGGUUUGUGCAAUGGCGGGAUGCGCAGUAUUCCGUUUCCCGUCGUGAAGCCCUCGCAAAAUCUGAGCUGCCCGAGCGACACCGCGGGGCUGGCGGCCUCGGGCGAGAAGCCUCAAUGCUUCAACAGAGUGCGCGAAGAAAUUUUGGAAGGGAUGGUGAAUGCUCAACACUCUGACCGAGCGCGGCAGGAACUUAUGUUUGCGUUCGAGACGAAGGCCAAGGCCAUCGACGGUGAGCCUCCUUUGGUCCAACAGUUUGGGAUCGAUCAGGGAGUGCACGAAGGAGAGUUCAUGAAAUAUGCGCCGGGGCGGUUUGAUUUCCCCAGCGUGCGUGGAUUGAACAUGCCGUCCUUGAAAAAGGGCAAUGAGGGCGAGAAGCGCGAGACCGAGGAGCGGACGACGGACGGGCCCCAGGUCGUCGUGCCCUUGGCUCGCCGCGUGGCGAACAGGACGAAGGUGCUGGACUUGCGCCCGCCCUGCUCCACCUCCGAUGCGCCCGUCGCGCGGGUGGAGAAUGAGGAGCGCGAGAAGCUGGAGCUGGAUCUGACUCUAAGCUCGGUGUCUGCCGCCAAAGAGGAGCCCAAGGCCUGGACCUCGGGCUUUGUUCCGCUCGGUGACCACAAGGUGCGCUUGGCGAGCAAAACUGGAAUCGCUUGCAAGGGCAUGAAGAGAGUGCUCAGCCCUAACUCUUCGGAAUCUGUCAACUCCGAAGGCUCGGUGACGAGCCUCGACAGUACGUGCGAUCUCUCGCUCUCGCGUGCGUCUACAGGAUUCUGGAAGGCUCACAAGUGCGCGCCGGGGCCUGUCAGCAGCAGUCACUCGCGCAAGGCGCUCACUCUUUUCCACACCUAGUGGUCUGUCAUUCGACGAUAUAUGAUCGCUGGGCCUGUUUUCGUCAGUUUUGGAAUCACGCGAAGCCGCAUCCACGAGAGCGGCUUCUCGAGAAUAGGCUGACAGGUUGGGAUACCCGAUUCUUUCGCCGCCUCCGUCUCCGCCUCGGGGUCGAGGACGAGAAUCGGGCGCGAGGGAGGACGAGAAGGGAAUCCAAAACGAGAUGGAAAGGAGGCAGAUGCACGACAGAGCUUACGCCGAGCUCUGUCAAACUCUGCGUGAGUUCUGCAGUCGAGAAACGGAGGCGCCCGAGUUUUGACGAUCAGGGCGACCACCGCACCCCCCUUUUCGGUUCGUACGUCGAGUCGAGGCAGUAGUAUCCUUUUUGGGGUCUUUGGUAAUGAGUGUGGAUAGUAGACCUGUCGUGAUUCCAUGUCGAAUCAGGCCUGUAAAGGUUUGGACGCAGAGAGAUAGAGAGUGAGAGCAGGGAGCAGAUCCCACGAGCCAUUUUUGACAGUUAGACAGUCUAGUCUGUACGGGAAUUCGAGGCCACCAAUACUGGAGCCGUAAUGCUCAAGAGUCAAACACGACUGUAUACAUUUCCAUUGCUAGUUUUUUCAGCCUUUUUUCUUACAAGGAGUUCUUAGAGAACUCGUCAUACUACACAUUUUUUCAGGAGGUGGCACUCCAAAGAAGAGUGCCCAAAACGUUUGGUGUACAUGCACGGCAUCUUUUCAGGCAUCCCCCGAUGCCCAUUCAAGCAAUAUCAAUUGAAUAAAAGAGACAUUGAUAGAAUCUGUGCCUGCGUGCGUUCAAGGUGUCAAUGUGCUCGGUCCCGGCCAUGGCAAAUUGUGGCCGGGGCUUCCGAGCUGCAGCAGGUGUACAGAUUUGUACGAGUUGGAGCUGCUCGAUAGGCGAUCUAUCGACAGGCGAUGGUGAAGCGAAGUGAAGUGAAGGCUCGAUACGGAAGCGUUUUCGGCCCGUGCUUUGUCCAAGUUUUGAGAUAUCUGGUAAUUAGUGGUGAGACUCGGG
Molecule: messenger RNA, 3265 nt
Organism: Marchantia polymorpha subsp. ruderalis
Lineage: Eukaryota; Viridiplantae; Streptophyta; Marchantiopsida; Marchantiales; Marchantiaceae
Source: the annotation of a GenBank genome assembly